GGGCUGGCAUGAGGGUGAGUAAAUAAUGAGAGAACUUUCAUAUUUGGUGAACAAUCCCUUUAAGUAACAUCACACCCUCAGUGUAGAACGUGUCAAUUUAAGGAAUAUUCUGGGUUUAAUACAAGUUAAUAAAAAUUGACAGCAUUUGUGGCAUAAUGUUGAUUACCACAAAAAUUAAUUUCGACUCGUUUCUCCUUUUCUAACACACUCUCACGGCGAAAUCGUCAUGAUUCAUACAACUUUUCUUAAUUUGGCUAAUUCGUAUGAUAUCGUGCAACUGCACUCGUUUGGUUUUCUACGACUUUUACUACAGCCAAUGAGAUCGCUGGACAUUGUUUCCAUCUAAUAUGUGACAAUUACAUGCUUCUGUCACACAACAGCUUCCUAUCAUGUUUACACACUCUACUGAUUAGUUACGUUUACAGUUGAAGUCAGAAGUUUACAUACACCUUAGCCAAAUACAUUUAAACUCAGUUUUUCACAAUUCCUGACAUUUAAUCGUAGAAAACGUUCCCUGUCUUAUGUCAGUUAGGAUCACUACUUUAUUUUAAGAAUGUGAAAUGUCAGAAUAAUAGUAGAGAGAAUGAUUUAUUUCAGCUGUUAUUUCUUUCAUCACAUUCCCAGUGGGUCAGAAGUUUACAUACACUUUGUUAGUAUUUGGUAGCAUUGCCUUUAAAUUGUUUAACUUGGUUCAGAUAUUUUGGGUAGCCUUCCACAAGCUUCACACAAUAAGUUGCUGGAAUUUUGGCCCAUUCCUCCAGACAGAACUGGUGUAACUGAGUCAGGUUUGUAGGCCUCCUUGCUCGCACACACUUUUUCAGUUCUGCCCACAACUUUUCUAUUGGAUUGAGGUCAGGGCUUUGUGAUGGCCACUCCAAAUCCUUGACUUUGUUGUCCUUAAGCCAUUUUGCCACAACUUUGGAAGUAUGCUUGGGGUCAUUGUCCAUUUGGAAGACCCAUUUAGCUUUAACUUCCUAGCUGAUGUCUUGAGAUGUUGCUUCAAUAUAUCCACAUAAUUUUACUUCCUCAUGAUAUCAUCUAUUUUGUGAAGUGCCCCAGUCCCUCCUACAGCAAAGCACCCCCACAACAUGAUGCUGCCACCCCCAUGCUUCACAGUUGGUAUGGUGUUCUUCAGCUUGCAAGCCUCACCAUUUUUCCUCCAAACAAUUAUGAAAAAGUUCCAUUUUUAUUUCAACAGACCAGAGGAAAUUUCUCCAAAUAGGAAGAUCUUUCUCCCCAUGUGCUUUUUUAUGGUGGUUUUGGAGCAUUGGCUCCUUCCUUGCUGAGCAGCCUUUCAGGUUAUGUCGAUAUAGGACUCGUUUUACUGUGGAUAUAGAUUCUUGUCAACCUGUUUCCUCCAGCAUCUUCACAAGGUCCUUUGCUGUUGUUCUGGGAUUGAUUUGCACUUUUCGCACCAAACUACGUUCAUCUCUAGGAGGCAGAAUGCGUCUCCUUCCUGAGCAAUAUGAUGGUUGCGUUGUCCCAUGGUGUUCAUACUUGCAUACUAUUGUUUGUACAGAUGAAUGUGGUACCUUCAGGUGUUUGGAAAUUGCUCCCAAUGAUGAACCAGAUUUGUGGAGGUCCACAAUUUUUUUCUGAGGUCUUGGCUGUUUUUCUUUCUUUUUUUUUGUUUCAUGAUGUCAAGCAAAGAGGCACUGAGUUUGAAGGUAGGCCUUAAAAUACAUCCACAGAUACACCUCCAAUUCAGUACACCACCUAUCAGAAGCUAAUUGGCUAAUUGUCUAAAGGCUUGACAUCAUUUUCUGGAAUUCUCCAAUCUGCUUAAAGGCACAGUUAACUUAGCGUAUGUAAACUUCUGACCCACUGAAAUUCUGAUAUUGUCAAUUAAAAGUGAAACAAUCUGUCUGUAAACAGUUGCUGGAAAAAUUACUUGUGUCAUGCACAAAGUAAGUGUCCUAAACAACUUGCCAAAACUAUAGUUUGCUAAUAUUAAAUCUGUGGAGUGGUUAAAAAAUGAGUUUUAAUGACUUCAGCCUAAGUGUAUGUAAACUUCUGACUUCAACUAGAUAAGGGGUUUGGGUAAGGGCAUAAUAUUAAUAAGGAUGUCCUUAUCGCCUCGUGCGCGGAAUUCUCGCUUCCGAAUUAGAAAUCCGGGAAUUUGCACGUGAUGAAUUCGUACGAGUUUAUGCGAACAACAUUUUGCGAGACCAUACGAAAUAGCCAACUCGUAAAUUAUGGAUGAAUUUUCAUGAGAUCGGGUUGCCUUUUCUUAAAAAAAAAAGGGGGAAAAAAAGAAAAAAUCGAGGUCACAGUGAGGCACUUACAAUGGAAGUGAAUGGGACCAAUUUUUGGAGGGUUUAAACACAGAAAUGAGAAGCUUUUAUAAAAGGAUUUACAUGAAUUCUUCUGCUAAAACUUGUGUAUUAUUUGAGCUGCAAAGUUGUUUAAAUUGUCAUUUUAGGGUUUUAGUGUUUAUGGCAUUACAUGGUACUGGCGCACUAUGGCUGCUGUCACAUCAUCCAGGUGGAUGCUGCACACUGGUGGUGGUUGAGGAGAGUCCCCUGUUCACAAUGUAAAGCACUUUGAGUGUAGUGUCAGAAAACCGCUAUAUAAAUGUAAUGUUCAUUCAUUUAUUCAACUUAGUUGUAAUACUGGCUAUAACUUUACACAGAAAAGAUUAACAAGCUAUUUUUACACACUAAAAUCAUUUAAAAACACAUAUUUGUGGCAAUAAUUUUUAAAAGUGAGUAUUAAACGUUUACAGAUUGUCCCAUUCACUUCCAUUGUAAAUGCUUCACUGUAACUUUGAUUUUUUUUUUUUUUUUUUUUUUUUUUUUUUAUAAAAGAAAAUGAAGGACGAGUCGAAAUAAAUUUUUGUGGUAAUCAACAUACUGCCAUAAGUACCGAUGAUUGAUCUUAACUUGAAUUGAACCCGGAAUAUUCCUUUAAAGACUGGCCUUCAUAAAUGCUGCUGUUUGUAUAUAGUUUACCAAUGGAUUUGUUGCUCUUCAUUUUUUUUUUUUUUUUUUUUUUUUUUUUUUAUGACAUCCUUUUUCCACCCUCUUCAAUCUAUCUGGCUCAAUAAAGCAGAAAAACACUUUGCAUAGGUUAGCCUUCUCAUCGGCUUGAACAUCGCCGAACUAGACUGCAUUUCUGGACCUCUCAGCUCAUUUGCAAAAAAAAAAAAAAAAAAGGGCUGUCUAGGAAGCUCACUUGGUUAUGAGGCAUAGUCAGAUGUGAGGCAAUUUUUCCUUUCGCUCAUUCAUAGUCAAAGCAAACAGAAGUGCGGUGAUCACAUGAUCGUGUGCGGUCUUGAAGCGCGCGUGCUGUCUCAUCAUUGACGAGUUGUCCUCUGCUGUACUGUCAUUUCUCUAUGGUUAUGGGCGAAGUGUGCCCAAGUUCUUAAACAAUAUUUGAAGAAAUGAUGCAUGAAUCCACGGUAGCCCAGAGCAUUUUGGUGACCAUGAAUCAGAGUGGGAAAGAGCCCUGCGAAAUACCAUUUAAGGAGGACCGCAUUCCUUUAAUGGUGCUGUACAUUUUGGUUUUUGUCAUUGGUCUCCCAGCCAACAUUGCCACAGUCUAUCUCACCCUCCACCAGGUCUGUCGCAAGAACGUCCUCGGCAUCUACCUGCUAAGCCUGUCCUUGUGCGAUCUCACCUACCUCUUCACGCUUCCUAUGUGGGCUGUGUACAUCAACAGAGACCACGUAUGGCCCUGGUCCUCUAUGGCUUGUAAAGUGACUGGCUUUGUCUUUUUCACCAACAUGUACAUCAGCAUCUUUCUGCUCUGCUGUGUGUCCAUAGACCGCUACGUGGCGGUGGUCUAUGCCAUUGAAUCUCGGGGUCUUCGUCAGAGAAGGAUUGCCACUCUUGUAGCUUUUUCCAUCUACAUGGUGGUGGGCUUGGGCCAUGUGCCGGUCUUUAUAAUGCGUGAGGGGAAUGCUGCCGAGGGCAGUCAACGCUGCUUUGAGCCUGGCCAGAGCACUGCAACAGUUACGGGAUUCAACUAUGCUCGCUUUUGCAUUGGCUUUUGUGCUCCACUGGCCAUCCUGAUCUUCACUAACAGGGCCAUUCUUGCCAAUGUGAGGGCCAGCACAGGACUCCGACCACACCAGAAAGAGAGAGUGCGCUACCUUGCUGUGGCAGUGGUGUUGCUGUUUUUGAUCUGUUUCGCUCCAUACCACAUUAUCUUGCUCAUACGCGCCAUUACCUUCCAUUUCCCCAAGCUGCAGGAUGAAUGUCAAUUUCAAGAGCGCAUCUACAUACCCUACAAAAUCUCUCUGGGCCUGUCCACUUUCAACAGCGCCUUUAAUCCCAUUCUCUACGUGCUCUCCAGCAAUAAUAUCCGUAAGGAGAUAAGAAAUGGCAUGGCAGCACUGUGUAACAGAGUCAUCUUGGGUCAGCGCUCGACACACAGUAGCCAGAACAACAUGCACACUUCCAAAAGCAAUUCAGACCACAUCCCCACAAAGGGGGAUGAAAUGAGGACAGCUUGUCUUAGCCCAAGCUAACUGUAAAAUCAUUAGACACUGGUGCUCAUUUUCUUAACGUGCUAUCACUUGGAACUGAAAAAUGUUAUGAUUAGAAAAGGAACAUUUUGUUUUGUAUAAACAACAGGACAUGGAGCAAUCGUGCAGCAGCUGCAAAUGAGACAAAUAUCUUGAAAAAAUGUGAAUUUCCUGUCAUUUUAUUUUGUGUUGAAGACACAAAAAGAAAGGAUCUCAUGGUAAGAGCAUCUCUGUAGUAUUUUAAACCUCUGCUAUUUCAGGUCACAAAUUGUUUCCUUCAAUCUGUUUGCUCUAAGCUUUUGAAUAUCUUACAUUUGAUGUCUGUAUAAAGGAUUGUAAAUGUAAGAUAAGAAUCUCCAGACCGUAUUGAUAGGUUCAAAAUAGUCUUGCAGAGCUACUGGCCUUGACUAUUAGCAUAAAGUCUGGUCCACUUUGCAGCUAAUUCUGGCCAAGAAGCACUCACAACUGAUAGGAAGUGGCCAUCUGACCAUGUAUAAACCAGCUAUGGUUGGCCAUUUAUUUUUGUGUGGUUGUUUUUACAGGGUGAGUUAAAGUGAACGGCAAUACACUGGCAUGGAAAUUUUUUUUUUUUAAAUAAUGGCACAGCAGUUUUGGUCCACAAGCGAAUGUUCACAAAGCAUGAAAAUUUGCCAAACAUGUGUUUAAAAUUUGUGGCAAUAAUUUAUGUCCAUCUAAAUUAGUACCUACUACCUAUUAAUGCACAGACAUAAAGCAGAAUAUAAAGGAAUGUUCUGUUUGUUGAUAUUGCUACUACAGUAAGUUCCUCAAACAUAACUAUUUUAGUUCUUCCUCAAAGGUGCUUAUUAGGCUUGGGAUUGAUACCUUUUUACACAUCAAUUUUUUUUCAGAUAUAAAUUGGGCUGCUCGUUGCACAAUAGUCUUUAUCUUUUCAAAAAUAAUUCUCAACACAACGUUGGUGAAGUGUGAGCAGCAGGGUUAAUUAAAAGGACACCGGAUGUGUCUGACAUGGCACGUUCUAAAAUUCUAAACAAUUAUUUUCUACAGGUACGCACACAUCACCAAUGUGCAGCGCCAAACUUCUGCAGUGUCACGGAGCGCAUUCAAAUCAUUAUCAAAGGACAAAGAUUAUUUACUCUAGUCAUUACUGGAUGAUACAGCAUAUUGUGUAUAUGUAUCUUUCAUAUAGCCUACACAAUGUAUUUUCACAAAGUAUGUCAUUUUGUGGAUUGAUGGCUUGAAUGAAUGACCUAUUCAAGGCUACAUACAUAGAAAUUGCAUAAGAAACGUCACCAUUUCUAAUCGUUUAGUUUUCACAGUUACACCAGUUUCACACACUAACCUGCAAACUCAUCAAUGUCUCUGUUAAUAAAAAGUACAAAAACCUUUGUAACUUUGGACCACCGCUUCAGCUCAUCCUGUGUGUGUGUGUGUGUGUGUGUGUGUGUGAUCGUGACCAGGACCAGCUUCAGUGAAUGUUCUAUCACCCUCAUGUGGUCUCCCAACACUAUUACACCAGACUGUUUUUUUUCUUUCUCCCCUUUUCUCCCCAAUAUGGAAUGCCCAAUUCCCAAUACACUCUAAGUCCUCGUGGUGACAUAGUGACUCGCCUCAAUCCGGGUGGUGGAGGACAAAUCUCAGUUGCCUCCACGUCUAAGACCGUCAAUCCGCGCAUCUUAUCACGUGGCUUGUUGAGUGCGUUACCACGGAGACGUAUCACGUGUGGAGGCCCAUGCUAUUCUCCAUGGCAUCCACGCACAACUCACCACACGCCCCACUGAGAGUGAGAACCACACAUUAUAGAGACCACGAGGAGGUUACCCCAUGUGACUCUACCCUCCCUAGCAACCAGGCCAAUUUGGAUGCAUAGGAGACCUGGCUGGAGUCACUCAGCACGCCCUGGAUUCGAACUCGCGACUCAAGGGGUGGUAGUCAGCGUCAAUACUCGCUGAGCUACCCAGGCCCCCUGCACCAGACUGUUAAACGGAGGCCAACAGAGUGAAUUGGAAAGCGUGCAAAUUAGUCUUUAAAUAUCAGCUAAAUUUAAUAUAUCAGUGCCUCAAAAAUGUAUCGUUAAAGUAAUGUGCCGAUCAAUAAUCAAUAUAUCUAUAUUUCAUGACAUCCCUAGUGCUCAUUGUAGCCCAAUACCUUGUAAACAUGAGUUUGUUUCCAGUUGAACUGCUUAUAACCUGUGCACCAUGACUCCAGGAAGUUGAGUAAAGCCAGUGGAUCAGAUUGGAGCAUGCGAUUUUGGCAGGUACUUGCCAUUUUUGUGUGCAAUAUGCAUCAGGCGGUCAGUGAACGGUCUGUCUGAGGCUGGGACAAAGCUUGCAACUGUAUACAGUAUCAUGGUUUUCCAUUGUCAACUAAUUUAAUGAAACUGCAGUGUUUUUGAAAGUAAAUUUAACAUGUUUAUGUUGAAUGGCAUGCCUUUUGAGUGUUGACUGUUUUGUUUCGAUGGAAGUUUUUCAUAUUUUCUCAACAGUUUAUUAUAAUUAUACAAACUUAGUGUAUAUAAUUUCUAUAAAUUGUUGUUCUCAAAUUUUAUAAUGGAUGUUUUUUGCUUUAUGAUGAAUUUGACAUUUUUUGUGCAUGCUAUUUUAAUGAAUGUCACAAUGAUUCAUGAACAACAUUUUAUGAACAUCUACAGUAAUAUAUGGCUGAACAUCUACUGUAUUUUGUGUGUAAAAAGAUUUUUUAGGUGGAAAUCUCAUUAUUUUGUUUGGUUUUGAAGUCAAUUAAAUCUCCUAUUAGAAAUAAGACUUUCAUAAUUUGCAGUCAUGCGUUUUUGGCUACAUUACACUACACUACAUAAAUUUAACCCAUACAGAAAUAAAAUAUAUGGACAUAUAUUUCAUGGUUUCAUGUUCAUGGUUUUCACAUAUAAAAAGUAACAUUCUUGUACAUAUAAACAACAUAUAUUUCAAAAUACUUCAAAUAUGUUUGAACAAAAAAGUUUUUCCAAAUAAUAGUGGAAUUUGAAUAUAUUAUGGCCAUAUAUCAGAUUUCUGUAUGUGAAGUGAAAUUAAAAGAGAGUUAUAAAGUUGUUAAUAAAG
Molecule: messenger RNA, 7503 nt
Organism: Myxocyprinus asiaticus (Chinese sucker)
Lineage: Eukaryota; Metazoa; Chordata; Actinopteri; Cypriniformes; Catostomidae
Gene: gpr132b
Product: G protein-coupled receptor 132b
Exons: 2
Coding region: 3383-4471 (362 amino acids)
Biological process (GO): negative regulation of G2/M transition of mitotic cell cycle; G1/S transition of mitotic cell cycle; G protein-coupled receptor signaling pathway
Cellular component (GO): membrane
Molecular function (GO): G protein-coupled receptor activity
Source: RefSeq, a predicted model, not a curated record